This is a messenger RNA of Mercenaria mercenaria, 5132 nucleotides long. RefSeq lists its product as uncharacterized. The transcript is spliced from 7 exons. Bases 149 to 1927 code for a protein of 592 amino acids. NCBI's taxonomy places the organism in Eukaryota, Metazoa, Mollusca, Bivalvia, Venerida, Veneridae. The record is from RefSeq and is a predicted model, not a curated record.
UGAUCAUAUACAAAGUUUUAAUGAAGAUGAUUUGUUCAAAUCCGGAUCUCCUCCUGGAUUGGUUGGUAUAGGUCUUCAUCAACAGAUCUAUCCAGUGUCUGUACCUAACAACCAGUCAGUUCUUCCACUAUCAGCACCUACAAAUUUUAUGCAAACUAAUGUGGGUCAGCAUUCAUAUAUGCAUCCAAGUCCAAGAAAUGCUGUAACAUUCAGUGCACAAGAGUUUCAACAUCGCGUUGUAAGCAGGACAUGGAGUAGGGAUUUUAGAGCUGAGAAUCCUUCGAUACAGCAGCAUGGCCAUGAGGCCAUGCAAAAUUGGUACAUGCAAAACCAGUCCAGUCAGCAGCAGGCAGGGUCACAGUCUAGGCAGCAAAUUGAGAUGCAGUCUAUGCAUCAACCGGCAGGAACACAGUCUAUGCAACAACAUUUGCAGACACAGUCUAGGCAGUAUGGUGGAUCACAGUCCAGGCAACAACAGAUGGAAAUAAGCCAACAGCAGUCUCAGAUACAGCAGACACGACAGCAGCCGUACUUGACACAGUCACAAAGUUAUAACUUGUUGCCCCAAGACAGUAACCCCACCUACCAGCAUAACAGAGGUCAGGACCAGGUUUAUAUGUUCCAGUAUGGUCAAGGUCAGAGUAACAGUCAGCGUCAUGAUAACAUUAGUCCACAUGGCUCAUCUUCCACCUACCAUGGCGACAGGUUUGAACAUCUUCCCAGGUCAGAAAGUCAACCAGGGGAGCUGGUUAGAUCUGAAAGGUUGAGCUCAUCGGACAACAGGAACCCAUAUGAGAAUAUCUCUACGCCCUACCAAGCUGGAAGGUUACAUGCCACACCUUUACAUCCACUAUCUCUUGCUGCCCAUCCACACUUUAAUCCUUACCAGACCAGUACCCCAAGGUCCGAGGGACACCAUAAUGGAGCAAGGCCAAAAGUUCCGCAGACCCAAAGGCAGCUUUUCCCUAGCACGGAGAAUCCGCAGAAUAUAUAUGGCAGAAGAAAUACAGGAAAUACAGACAUGCGAAUAUAUGACCCAAGGAAGGUUUACGAGGAGAGUUUAGGUGGCGCCACAUACAAACAGUACACAGGGUAUACAGCUCAACCGAGAACACCGUUAUUAAAUCCAGUCAUCAAUCCCAGACCACCAUUACAACAGGAAGGACAGAGAAUGGAGCUGCGUCUGGAUAUCAACAAGGCACAACUAGUGCCCGAGAUGCCAGUUCUUAGUCACGCACAGACUGCUCCAGUAUUCUCGCCUCCCAAAACACCGUCAAAGAAAAGUCCAGAUUUUCACCGCACACAGUCCUACAUGCCGAUAACAGUACGAAAAUCUCCAUCACUUACAGGCCCUGGGGUAACGUCUGCUUCAUCGAGCCAAAAGGAAGAUAAAAUGUCAACAUCAACAUCAAGGUCUCAGUUUGAAGAACAGGACGAAGCUUUCAGAGAACUAGGUCGUACAGCAGAGGAAGCCCUGUCCCAGCAUAGUGAUCAUGGCCCCGGAAUUUUCAUGUUCCAUGAAGAUGAUGAUUUUGAUGACCAGUUUAAGGGAGAGAUAGAGGGAGAGAUAGAUGACAGGUACCUAGAGAACCCAGCAGAGAGCCUGGCACAUGUGUUAGAUCCUGUACAAGAUACAAGUAUUGCUGUUAUAUUUAGGAGUAAUACCAAUGGAAAGGAAUUCAAGAUGAACUUCUUCCGUAAACACGCUUCCUUAACAUGGGAAAAAAUCAUCAAAGAGGAAUUGGAUGGAUUUUCAAGAGUUUCCCUGGCAACAGAAUACGAGUUGCAGAGAUUUUGUUUGAGGAGACAGGAUGGGAGUGUUAUUGACCUUGACAGUUGCCUUGGAAACAGAAGCUGUACUGUGAUAAUGAUCGAGGCAACAGACAGCGACCCCUGGUGGAUCGAGGGUGGCAUGAUUGCAAAGUGAUCAAUUCUCAUGAACUUUUAAAUGAAUUUUGAAUAUUUUUUUAUUUUUUAGCCAAAGUUACUGUGGACUUUUUUUUAUAUGACAAUCAUUGUGACAGAUUUCGAGCAUAAUAUUUCUAUCUAGAAUGACAAAUGUGUAAUCAAGAGAUUAUUUAAUGGCAAUGGAACAUUUUUUAUGAUAAGUACUUUUUAUUUCAUACCUCAUGUUUUUAUUUCGAUGUAAAUGAGAUGUGAAACCAAAAUUUGUAGUUUGGCGCCAUAUAACCUAUACUGUGUUGGUGCGCCGUAAAACCCAAAUGAAUGAAUAAAUAAAUUAUGAUAGGCCUUCUUUGAUUGUUACAAGAAUUAUGUGUUUGACAGUUAUUUUAAUAGAAGUGCAUGUGUUAACUUGUUAAUUAACGUGAGCUUGGCAUUGCUCCAUGGGGCCAUGGCUUAUUUUCAAAAUAAGUGUGAAAAGCAGUAUUUUAUCAAUGGAUUUCAUUACCUGAUGCAUUACACCCAAUGGAUGAGAAUUCACAAAUUCUUCAGCAGUAACCAUGGUGUUUUGUCAAUCAGUCAUCUUUAGACAGUGAGUUUGGCACAGUAGAACCCUAGUAUUAUAUCCGAGCGUAGUUUUAUUUUAUACAAUGUUGACAUUACUAUGUUUGGGGAAUAUGUACUACCGGUAUAUGCAAGUUUUUGUUUUGUGUUUAUUUCAUUUUUUGAAAUCAUGUUCUCUUUUGUUAAUAAUUUCAAAGUUAUCUAGGAUUUACUUCUUUUUCACUUAUUUUUUUUUUUGCACAUUUUAUGGAUACUGAUAUGCAUACUGCUUUAUGUCAGUGGUCACUUUUAUGAAUACAACUUAUAACACAUUUUGACCUGGGCUUAACUUUACUGGAAAGAAAAAUGAGUAAGUUUCUUUAAUGUGAGCAACAUCAUUUGGUUAGUUAUAAUUUGAAGUGUAGUUAAAAAAACAUUGUUUGGGUAUCAUACAAUACUAAGAAUACCAAUGAAAUAUUGGGUCAAGCUUCAGUGACAGAGGCAUAAGGUCUGAUGGAAGCAAUUCAUUAGUCUAUGGCUGUUCUGGUUUUAUUUUCUAUGUUUUGAUCACUUAAAUUAAAAGGAAUGUUUGCUCGUUAUGGAUCAGUGAUUUACUGUGUAAACACAGGAGUGUAGCAAGACUAAAAUAAAAAGUUAGCAUAUACAUGUAUAUAUAUAUAGUUGAUGCAAGGAAAUGUAGGGAGUGGUGUGGGAAUGACCAAUUUAAAUUCUGCUGUCAAUUAAAUGCUACAUACUACUAUAUAUUCUUAUGCAAUUGUAUUUUAUCUUGAUUUGUGUCAAACUUACUUGUGAUAUAAUGUUUUGGUGCAUCUUUUAGUACAUUUGGUGAAUGGGCGUUUUUCUAUGUGCUGGGGAUGGGUUAAAGUUUAUAUGAUGAUUACUCUAUAAAAAAAUAGUGUUAUCUUCAAUAAAUCAUGCUUAAAUUCUAAAUAAAUUCAUAUCCAAGAUGGCCAUUUAAUUUGAAGUGACUGUAAAUAGAGGAGAGAAGAGGAGUGUGGAAAUGACCAGUUUUAAAAAGCUGCAGUCAAUAAAAAUACUACAUUUUUUUUCAUAUGAUUGUGUGCAUGUGUAUUUUACCAGUAUCUUGAUUUGUGUCAAACUAACUUGUUAUAUUAUAAAUUUUGGUGCAACUUUGUUUUAGCUCACCUGAGCCAAAGGCUCAUGGUGAGCUAUUGUGACCGCUCAAUGUCCGUUGUUCGUCGUGCGUCCGUCAACAUUUUCUAAAAAAAAUCUUCUUGAAAACCACUGUGCAGAAUUACACCAAACUUCACAGGAAUGAUCCUUGGGUGGCCCCCUUUCAAAAUUGUUCAAAGAAUUGAAUUCCUUGCAGAACUCUGUUUGCCAUGGCAAUGGAAAAGAAAAACUUUAAAAAUCUUCUUGUCCAAAACCACAGGGCUUAGGGCUUUGAUAUCUGGUGUGUAGCAUCAUCUAGUGGUCCUCUACCAAACUUAUUCAAAUUAUCCUCCUAGGGUCAAAUAUGGCCCCGCCCCGGGGGUCACAUGGUUUAUAUAGAGUUAUAUAGGGAAAACUUUGAAAAUCUUCUUGUACAAAACCACAUGGCCUAGGGCUUUGAUAUUGGUAUGUAGCAUCAUCUAGUGGUCCUCUACCAAAAUUAUUCAAAUUAUCCCCCUAGGGUCAAAUAUGGCCCCGCCCCGGGGGUCCAAGGUUUAUAUAGACUUAUAUAGGGAUAACUUUGAAAAUCUUUUACAAAACCACACGGCCUAGGGCUUUGAUAUUUGGUGUGUAGCAUCAUCUAGUGGUCCUCUACCAAGAUUGUUCAAAUUAUUUCUCUAGGAUCAAAUUUGGCCCCGUCCCGGUGGUCCCAAGUUUUACAUAGACAUAUAUUAAAAAAAGUUUAAAAAUUUUCUUGUCUGAAACCACAACACUUAGACAUUUGAUAUUUAGUUUGUAGCAUUGUCUUAUGGUCCUCAACCAAAAUUGUUCAAAUUGUACCCCUGGGGUGAAAAGAGGCCCUGACCUAGGGGUCCAAAGUUUUAUAUAGACUUAUAUAGGGAAAAAACUUUAAAAAUCUUCUUGUCUGAAACCAUACGACCUAUGCUUUUGAUAUUUGGUAUGAUGCAUUGUCUAGUAGUCCUCUACCAAAAUUAUUCAAAUUAUGCUCCUGGGGUUAAAAGAGGCCCUGCCCUGAGGUCACUUAGUUACUAUGUAAGUUAUUUAGGAAAAAAUACUUAAAACUCAUUUGAUCCUAUUUCCAAGACUGUUUAAUAAUAAUUACCUGAUGACCCCAAGUAAUAUGAUGUCACUUGACUGUGAUCUUGACCUACUGGCCUACUUUCUUGUUUUUUAAGAUACAGCCUAGAAAUUUUGAUGACAUACACAGUUUUGCACACCAGUCGUAAAACUGAAUAUCAUUGACCAUGAAUGUGACCUACUGACUUUCUUAAUAUUUUAUCAUCAGUUUGAUCUUUGAAACAUGUAGCUCAUAUUACUCAGGUGAGCGAUCCAGGGUCAUCAUGACCCUCUUGUUUACAUUUCACUAUAAAUUGUAAAUGGCGUGUUUCUUUUUGUCGGGAAUGGGUGGAAAUUUACAUGACGAUUACUCUGUAACAGAUAGGAUUAUCUUCAAUAAAUCAUACUGAAAAUCUAAAUAAAGUGUAUAUCUAAGAUGGCCAUUGACAUUCCAAAUAAACUUUUUUAUUUUUGGA